Molecule: messenger RNA, 939 nt
Organism: Fraxinus pennsylvanica
Lineage: Eukaryota; Viridiplantae; Streptophyta; Magnoliopsida; Lamiales; Oleaceae
Source: the annotation of a GenBank genome assembly
AUGGCUGAUAUUUACUGUUCAGAAUGUAAACGGCCGACGGAAGUGGUGUUCGACCACUCAGCCGGCGACACCGUGUGCUCGGAGUGCGGCCUGGUUCUGGAGGCGCACUCCAUUGACGAGACCUCGGAGUGGAGAACUUUUGCGAAUGAGGCCGGGGAUAGUGACCCGGUCCGUGUAGGUGGGCCGAAUAAUCCGUUGCUGGGUGAUAGUGGGCUUUCGACGGUGAUUUCGAAGCCCAAUGGGUCAACGGGUGAGUAUUUGAAUUCGUCGUUGGGUCGGUGGCAGACCCGUGGGUCGAACCCGGAUCGGUCUCUCAUUCAGGCGUUCAAGACUAUUGCUACCAUGGCUGAUAGGUUGGGUCUUGUUGCAACCAUAAAGGAUCGAGCAAAUGAAAUAUAUAAGAAGGUAGAAGAUCAAAAGCCUCUUAGAGGACGAAAUCAAGAUGCUAUUUUGGCUGCGUGCAUCUACAUUGCUUGUCGACAAGAGGAUAAGCCACGUACUGUAAAAGAAAUUUGUUAUGUGGCCAAUGGAGCCACCAAAAAGGAGAUUGGUCGAGCUAAAGAGUUCAUUGUGAAACAGCUGGAGAUCGAAAUGGGCCAGUCUAUGGAGAUGGGAACAAUUCAUGCAGGGGAUUUUUUGAGACGUUUUUGCUCGCAUUUGGGCAUGACCAAUUUAGCUGUCAAAGCUGCUCAAGAAGCAGUACAAAAAUCAGAAGAGCUGGAUAUAAGGAGAAGCCCCAUAUCCAUAGCAGCUGCAGUGAUAUACAUAAUAACUCAACUCUCAGAUGACAAGAAACUUCUCAAAGAUAUUACACUGGCCACAGGAGUAGCAGAAGGCACGAUUCGCAAUUCAUACAAGGAUCUCUAUCCGUACACUUCAAGAAUAGUACCAAGUUGGUAUGCGACAGAGGAUGCCCUCAGGAAUCUUUCCAGCCCUUGA